Molecule: messenger RNA, 415 nt
Organism: Rhizophagus irregularis DAOM 181602=DAOM 197198
Lineage: Eukaryota; Fungi; Glomeromycota; Glomeromycetes; Glomerales; Glomeraceae
Source: RefSeq, a predicted model, not a curated record
AUUUAAACUCGUAAAUCACUUUGCCACGCUCACCAUGAAGUAUUCCAAAUUUUUUUUCAACCUUACCAUCUCCAUCAUCUUUUUCUUAGCAACUCACAUAGCUGAAGCAUAUCAUAUACAGGUAUUUUCUACCUUGAUUAGUAGUAUCGACUGUUGGGGGUUUAUAAUUGACCCCAAUUCACAUAAAGUGUAUUAUGACACUGGUCAUAAAGAUUGCACCGGCACUUGUCAAUUAAUUGAUUAUAACAGCCCACCACCAGAUGGGGGGUUUGAAGUUCAAAUACAUGAGUAUAAGAUUUCUAAGGAAAUGUACGGUGAAAAAGAUGUCUGUUAUGAGAUGAGUGGUUCUGAAGCUACUUGGUAUCUUGAUGAAGUAGAUUGUAAUAAAUUUUCUGGAGUUAGCCCUUGUAAAUAA